Sceloporus undulatus (fence lizard) is the source of this 2991-nucleotide messenger RNA. RefSeq names its product thrombopoietin (gene THPO). The transcript is spliced from 6 exons. The record is from RefSeq and is a predicted model, not a curated record. Gene Ontology annotation, biological process: positive regulation of ERK1 and ERK2 cascade; positive regulation of hematopoietic stem cell proliferation; thrombopoietin-mediated signaling pathway. NCBI's taxonomy places the organism in Eukaryota, Metazoa, Chordata, Lepidosauria, Squamata, Phrynosomatidae. Gene Ontology annotation, molecular function: hormone activity; cytokine activity. Bases 891 to 1523 code for a protein of 210 amino acids. Gene Ontology annotation, cellular component: extracellular region.
UGUGUGAGAGAGCGCAUUCAGGCAAUAUCAACUCAGCAAGCAGGAAGGUGGUUGACCUCUCUUAUCUUCUGCUUCCUACUCUUGUUGCGGGUGCUGCCCUUCACUCCCUGCCCAGUCUCUACCAGGCUGUCUGUGGGUGCGAUCCCCAAGACGUCGGACCUCCUGCAGCAUUCAAGGUGGGACCUGUGGAUCGCUGAGCCUGUGGAAGAUUCAUUCUGAGGGAUUGUCCUUUCUUUCCAUGUGGAUGCUUUGGAAGAAGUGGAUCCAAGCCAGACAGAAAGUGGCCAGGGCCAGCUGGGGGAAGUAAGCAACUACAGCUGUACCUUCAAAGCUGGGAUUCCCAACCAGGGCACUAGGAUGCCCACAUUUCAAUGACCAAAGGAAGCAAGUGCAGCAUUUCCCCAGGUGGAUAGGCAUCUGAGCCCCUAGUGGAUAGGUCGGUGGAUAUGAAUCCCUUGGUUUGAGACCCUCUGGAAGCACACAGUCUCACCAGCUGAGUCACCACUACUGUCAGGACUCUGACACAGCCUUGCUUCAUCCAUCAGCCAAGAGAGCGCCAAGGAGGAAAUGCCUGGAAGCAGAAAGCCUUCCUGAAGGUCUAUGCUCCAUGCUCAAGGCCCUUUGCCCAAAGGUCACCACCAGCAACAGCACAACAGGAAGCCACGCAGGGCCGUCUCUGAGUGCUAGGAAACUAUGCAGAGAGCAUCCCAGAAAACACACACACAUACAUAGAGGAGGGAGUCCCUCUGGCCAGUGUUCUGCACAGCAGCUGCCCACCGCCUUCGCAUGUCCCAGUGUGAAAAGCUGCCUUCAAUGGAAGCCCAACAGGAGCCAGAGAACUGCUACUGUCCCUGGGCAGGAAGAUGCUGUGAUCAAGUGGCCACCUUGGCAUGGAGUUGAACCGGCUCCUUCUCCUGACUACCUUCCUGCUCCAUAUAAAACUAGCCAGGAUGAUUCCCACACCACUGAUCUGUGACAGGAGACUAAUCCAGAAGUACAUCAGUGAAAGCAUAGACCUGGAGGACCAAGUGAGCCGAUGUGAAAACCUUCCCAUUCUCCAGCAGCCUGUGCUCUUGCCCCUGGUAGGCUUCAGCCUCCGAGAAUGGAUGGCAAAGACAAAUCAGGUCAAAGCUCAAGAAGUUCUCCGUGACCUGCUUACACUGGUGGAUGUCAUAGCUAUCACCCAGCAAGAACUGACGCAGGCCUGCCCCUCUCUACUUCUUCAGAAGCUUUAUGAGAAAGCCAGCUCCUUCGUUCUGCAUCUACAAAGUUAUAGGUCACAGGGACAGGAAAUGACAAGGCAGACAGAAGGAGCCCCUCAGCUUAUCCCAGAAGGAAACCUCAGGACUAUUUUCCAGACCUACAAACAGCUCUUGCAAGGAAAGAUCCACUUCCUCUUCAAUGACUUGAGGAAAGACUUCUCUUGCAGCCUGGGUCGCCAGGCUAGGGCUGCCGUGUGGGCUCAACAUCCUUCCAGCUGGGCUACUUCAAGGGGCCAGCAGAGAGAGACCCUGCAGGUCUAAGCCAUUUGGAGAGAGUAGCUGGCCCUUUCGUGGCCAAGAGCGGAACACCGAAUGGAAGAGCAGUGCAGCCCAGACCCUUGAGAUGAUGGUCUUGGGGAAAAACACUGGGAGAGGAAUAUAACAAUGGCUUCAGAGAAGUCAGAGCCCUCAAGUAAAUAGCUGCUUGCUUUAGCUGCCUGCAAGAAAAAGGAAUCCCAGAGUCGAGUGAGUCCAGCGAUGCUCUCCAAAGGACCAUGCUCUUUGCUCCCCUCAUUGUACUUGGCUGAUGGCUAUCCAAAAUUUUAGCACCUCUGAUGCAGUGUAUGCAGCUAGAGAGAGCAGAUGGGAACUGGUAUUGACCAUUCUCUUGACAGAAUUGUGGGCUUUCUUUCUAGCCAUGCACACUGGAUGCCACUUGGCAUCAUUCCCCUGCAAGAAGGUGACAUUACCUGUUGAUCACCAUGUCCUUUAAGGUCCCAGUGUAUUUUAGGCUUCUUGCCAAGACCAGACAGGCACACUUGGUUUGUUUGUUUGGAUAGAUUGCAAGCUGCACCCACUUAAAAAGCACUAGUAGCUCAAGGAAAUGGAGACACAGAAUAGCUAGCCAUGAAUUCCAGCUCCUCUGUAAGUCCUAGAUACAUUCUCCUAGUUAUGGUUCCAGCUUCAUUUAACAGACUACAGAAGCCAUAUUUUGGUAGGUAACAAGUGAAGAAACACUAAUAAAUUUAAGAGCCAAGUAACACAAUUAUUGACUUUGGGACUUUUCACUUUAUGCCAAGACCUGCCUCAAGAAUUUGGAAAAGGCACAGCAAAAGCAUUUUUGAUACUCUAAUAAUUAAAAUGGAGCAAACAGGGACACACUUCGUGGAUGUUCUCACUUCUGUCCCCAGAAACAGGACACAGGGUACUUGGAAAUGUAAGCUGACAAUUGUAAAUAAGAGUUGGACUCUUAGCAGCAGGUACAGAAGAAAGAAACCUCUUUGCCUCUCCCAGACACAUUGUCCCGUUACACCUUUAUUCCCAAGUGUCUGCAGGCCACUGCGUCCACCCAUGGCAAGGCCAAGAAGAGCCAGAUUGCACCUCUGAUGCAGUAUAUGCACAAAAGUCUGUUACAGACACUGCUUGGAAGGGAGCUAUAAAAGGCUUUCUGUCUAUACUAUUACCACAAUAAAGACUUGCCUUUCUUUUUUUUAACAAAAAGAAGUGUCUCAUCAUAUUUUCCAAGGCACAUAAAGCUAAAGGUCAGCAAAAGAGAUGGCCAAGGUCUUGCACACAGCAGACCAGAUGUAGAAUCAUGGAAUCUUUCACUGAAAGGGGGCCAUUAUGGUCAUUGGAUCUAACCCAUUACACAGGAAUACACAAGUAAAGCACUCCUGAAAGAUGUCCAUCCAACCUCUGUUUAACAGCCCCCAAAGAAUCCACCACCUUCUAUUCCAAUAUUGAACAGUAAAGAAGUUCUUCCUAAUGUUUAUGUAGUUCCUGUGCUAGU